AUGGGGAAAACCACCGAGGACCCCAAAAACUCCAGGCGCAAUCUCCUCGACGAUAGCGACUCAGAAUCAGAAGAUGGAGGUGCUGCUAUUGCUGCGCCUGACUUCAAGGUGAACGAAGAUUUUGCCCGCCGUUUCGAGCACAACAAGAAGCGAGAAGAGAGGCAAAGGCUGGAGGAGAAGUACAAGAAGACCGGAAAACAGCCCGACGAUGAUGACGAAUCUUCUUCCUCCGAUGAGGAAGAAGAUGAGGCAGGCUUCCUUGCUACAGAGGACCUCGACGCCCAGAUCUCUGCAACCCUUCAAGCCAUUCGCAACAAGGACCCAAAAGUCUACGACAAGGAAGUCACAUUCUACAAGACCGAUGAUCCCACCGCGAUAACACCCGACAAGGAAAGGAAGGAAAAGCCAGUCUACUUGAAGGAUUACCACCGAGAAAAGUACCUGCGAGGUGAUACAGGUGCCGAAGAUGUUGAAGAGGAUGUUCCCAUGACCUACAACCAAGAACAAGACGUUCUCAAGAAAUCAAUUGUAGCCGAGAUGCAUGCCGCUGUUGACGACGACUCUGACGAAGAGGACGGUGGCUUCAUGAAACGAAAGCCAUCAGAAAAGCCAAAAGUAGACUCGAACGGCCUACAUCCCUCUCGAAAAGCGGCCAUCACUCUCACCGAAGUUGACAUUGCCAAUGCCGACAAGGAUCCCGAGAACUUUUUGUCAAAUUUCAUGAGCGCACGCGCAUGGGUCCCACCGGAUGGCUCCAACUGGAAGGCUUUUGAGUCAGACGAAGGAGAAGAUGAUGAUGAUCGCGCCGACGAGUUCGAGCAGGCAUACAACUUGCGAUUCGAAGACCCGGAGCGAAGCAACGAAUUCCUUCGAUCCUAUGCUCGUGAUGUUGCCGCGGCCAAGUCGGUCAGACGUGAGGAGAAGAGCGGCCGCAAGCGCCAGCGUGAGCUCGAGCGUGAGCGCAAGGAGGCCGAGAAGAAGGAGAGACGGGAGGAAAAGUCCCGCCUAAAGAAACUUAAGCUUGAUGAGGCCCAGGAGAAAUUGCGCAAGAUCAAGCGCACAGCUGGGAGUGCAGGCAAGGAUCUCACUGACGAGGACUGGAUCAAGUUCCUCGAUGACGCCUGGGAGGACGACAAAUGGGAGGAAGAGAUGAGGAAGCGAUUUGGGGACGACUACUAUGCUCAGAAAGACGAUGCUAUCGUGUCGGAUCAAGAGGCAGAGGAAGAAGAUGGUGGGAAGAAAUCAAAGCACCCUAAGAAGCCAAAGUGGGACGACGAUAUCGAUAUCAAGGACAUCAUCCCGGAUUUUGAAGACGAGGUAGAGAAGCCCAAGAUCAGCCUGAGCGAUGUCGAGGGUGAUGUCGCGGAGGAAGAGGAGGACGAAGAUGAGGACGGCCCAGCCUCUAAGAAGCGCAAGACAGAUCAUAAGAAGGCUCGCAAGGAAUCUCAGAAGCAAGCUCGCCAAGAGCGUGCCAAGCUUGAGGCCCUCGUUGACGCCAAACUUGAGCUCACCGACCACGCCCUCCUAAAGCAGCCUUCCCACGCCCCAUUCCGUUACCGCGAGACCUCCCCUCAAUCCUUUGGCAUGACUGCCCGCGACAUCCUUCUCGCCCCCUCAGACGCCGCUCUCAACGACUAUGCUGGUCUCAAGAAGCUCGCCACCUUCCGAGACCAAGAGAAGAAGCGAAAGGACAAGAAGCGUCUUGGCAAGAAGGCUCGUCUCCGCCAGUGGCGUCGCGAGAUCUUUGGCCGGGAGUACGAGCGAGAAGGCCCCACGUAUGGCUUUGAGCGCUUGAUCUCUGCUGACGAUGAGGCUGGUGGCGCUGUUAUUGAGCCUAAGAGUGACAAGAAGAGAAAGCAGAAGGCGGACGACGAGGACGGCAAUGUCGUUGGCGAUGUUGGCGAGAGGAAGAAGAAGCGAAAGAGAUCCAAGGGCAAGAAGAAUGCUUCUGCCGCCGCUACAGCGGAGGAAUAG
Messenger RNA from Fusarium sp. VM40, 1974 nucleotides. The record is from the annotation of a GenBank genome assembly. Lineage: Eukaryota; Fungi; Ascomycota; Sordariomycetes; Hypocreales; Nectriaceae.